Messenger RNA from Linum tenue, 1688 nucleotides. The record is from the annotation of a GenBank genome assembly. NCBI's taxonomy places the organism in Eukaryota, Viridiplantae, Streptophyta, Magnoliopsida, Malpighiales, Linaceae.
ACGACGGGCGGAGCUAGAAAUGGCAGUCCAUCUCCGCCAUCGUCGCUUCCCAUGAAAAUUGACCGACUUUGGCUCUCUCCUUGCUGCCAGUCUCCUUCCACUACUAAAACCCCAUUCCUCAACUGCAAUCUUUCUCCCUUCACCGGUCACCGCCGCUUCUCCUCCGUCGUUCCUCUCCUGUGAGAGGGAAACAUGAACAAAGAAAUGGGGAACAGCACCAAGUUAUUGGAGUUAGUGAAGGAGAGAUCAAUGUCUAAGAAGGUGGAGGAUGAAGGGAAGGAGAAACAAGUCUCUUCUUACCUUGACAAAGAUUGCAUCACAAGCAUUCUCAUGAAGCUACCACUUGAAUCACUGCCAUCUUCGAGGUUUGUUUGCAAGGCGUGGUACGAUAUCAUCAACAGCCUUCCCUUCAUCAACAACCGUCUUGAGCAGUCUGAAUCCGUUUUGAUAUACGUGAAACCGACCCCCAUGGGUAGCUCCCAUCAUUAUUCCUCUCCAACAUCAACAUCUUCGAACCGGGGAAACAAGUUUUCAGUUGAAGGGAAAGUGCUUCAAUCACAACCGCUCAACAUGUUUGCAUAUCAGAUGGCUAAUAGAUCUUCCAAAUUUAGCAUCAACUUUGUUGAGUGCAGAGAAGGGAAAGGUGUUACUGGCGAUUAUGGGAUCGAAUGCCUGGGUAGCAUUAGAGCAGCAUGCAAUGGUUUCAUCCUGCUCGACAAUAGACUAAAAAAAGGAGGGGUCUUGGUCAUGAACCCUGUCACCAGGAAUCUCCUUGCUCUUCCUGUGGGUACAUUGACCAGUCCUGAAUGGGAAUCAUACGGAUUUGCCUUGACCGGUGGCAGGUACAAGGUGGUCCACUUGUUCAUGGACGACAUGAAAUACAUUGCCUGCGAGACACUCAACCUCGGCUCAAGAUCAUGGAAGCCAGUGAACGGACCUCCCUCUGGGCGGCUUCCUCGUUUUGGUUUCAGUCCUGUCUCGGCCAUUGGAGCGCUGCAUUGGCUUCCAACUCUUUCUUCUGACAACAACUUCACAGUGUCUAUGGAUCUGGAAACUGAAAAGUUCCACCUCGUACCGCUCCCCAAGAUUUGUGGGACCCACGAUCGGAUUCUCGAAAUGGGCAGCCUCUUGGGGUUCAUCACUCAUGAGGAUCUCCACAUAGAUGUAUGGAAGCUGAAGAGUGUUGUAGGCCAGGGUGAUGAUGCCGUGUGGACGAAGCACCAUAAGAUUACCAGAGGCAGCUUAAUCGACAUGGUCCCCUUGUUUUGCUUGAGGAUCAAGGGAGAUGUGAUCUUCAAGAGGCAUGAAGGUGGUUCGGUUUAUUCGUACGAUUUUGAGUCAGAGACAAUGACUAUGGUUGAGAUGGAUGAGAUGGAUGAGGAGUUUCGAUUCUAUGCCAAUUUGCUGCCUCAUGUCAACAGCCUUGGUUCUUGGACUGCUGCUACUCAGAAUCUGAUGUGAAUCGAAUUGUUGAUGAUGAUGAGUCUUUUACAUACAUUGUUUUGGUAUACUGCUUGUCAAUUCCACUCCCUAGAUUUACUUUCUCGUCAAUAUAUUGUGUUGAACAGAUCUAGCAGUUGCUUAUGGCCAUAUCAUAUCAUGCAUUGAUAAACCAAACUGUCCUGCAGUCUUGUUUUGUGAUAUCUCUUGGUCUGAGUGAAGGUAAAUUUCAGCCACUUUAACAUCCG